Pleuronectes platessa (European plaice) is the source of this 2489-nucleotide messenger RNA. RefSeq lists its product as uncharacterized. The coding region runs from base 962 to 2278 and encodes 438 amino acids. The record is from RefSeq and is a predicted model, not a curated record. The transcript has 7 exons. NCBI's taxonomy places the organism in Eukaryota, Metazoa, Chordata, Actinopteri, Pleuronectiformes, Pleuronectidae.
CAGAAGCUACUCCGGAUGUCACCUGCUGCUGCUCGAAUUGAUUAUUCUCAAACGUCGAUUGUGGAUAUCAGAGUCAAAUAAUGGAAAAACUGGACGAGGUCGCAAUUGCCACACUAAGAGGUAUGCUACAGGGGUUACUUUUAUGUUGUACUGGCGUUCUUUACCUAUCUUAACAAUUCGUGGAUUUGCGGCUAAUGGGCUAAAGUUUAGCAGCUAAUCUACAUCAAAAAAUGUCUGGUGUUGCAUUAUGAUUCCCAUCUAGAAAUAGGUUAAGUCUAAUUAAGCUUUGGGUCCAUUAUGUUAAUAUUAGGGGCUGUAAAUGCUGAAAAAACAGCAACACCUUGUUGUAAAACGUUAAGGGUUAAUUGAUUAAGCAGUGCGCAUGCCCAGGCAUGAGCCGGAGCCGUUGGAGCUCUUUUGCGCGCACAGGACCCCGGCACUAUCAGUACAAGGCGCCUGAGUUUAAUCUGUAGGCUAACGCAUUUGUUUAAAGGUGCCAUUUGUGGUGCCAAUUGUCUAUCAAGCUUUACAAAAUAUAUUAACUGACAUGAAAUGUGAAUGCAUUUUAUCUAGCAAGGCUCUAUUGUCACUCUUACUGUAGUUUGCAUGGCUUCAAUAUAUGUACCGGUAAUUUAUAAAUGCUGUCAAAUUCACUCACUGCUCUUGAAGUAAAAAUGUUAAAAUCUGAGGGAAUUAAAUGAUAACCUUUGUUUCUUGGCCCUGUCUGUAACUGUUCUAUAUUCCAGCUGCUAAUAUUGGAGAAGACUUACUCCCCUCGCUUUCCCGAGACGACAUCAAAGACCUCUUUCCUGGUCCUGAAAAUUUCUUGAGGCGGCGGGCUAUAUGGCUUGUUGUAAAUAAAGAUGAAAAGGUGGAUACUGCUCCCGAAAUUCAGCAAUCACCCCCCACUGGAGGCAGUGACUUUUCAUUAGAGGAGGCCAAUACUUCUAAAUUUGUGACUAUGUCAAACCCAGAAUACAUAGUCUUCACCGACAGUGAGCUUGAACAGGUGCGACGCUCCUACUUUGAACAGAAACGACUGGGGACCGAGCACAAUGGGACCCUAUCCAAGGAACUCUUCUGCCGACUCAUAAGAAACACUAUGACUAACAUGAUCUCCAUCGCAAGAGCCACAGAGGACUCCAGAUACCCCACCAAACAUGAGGUGAAUGCCAUGGCAAAGCGACUGGUGGAUUACUAUCCAAUGAUAAAAGACAGGUCAUCAAUCAAUGAGUGGGAGCAUGUUGCCAAAAAGCUCAUGAAGAGACUCUCAAAUGUCAGAAGUCCAAAGAAGGUCAAAGGUCCUCCUUCCAAGAAACCACGACAAGAAGUCAGUUCAGACGUUGCAACUACUGACUACGAUGGAGACUCCAGUACAUCCACCAUUAUUCUGGAACGGUCACCUGUUAGUCCCAUGGGCAUCCCAGUAGAUCUGUCACCUAGAACCAGCACCCCAGUGCAGAACCGGAACAGCAGUGAUGAAGAAUCUUGUUCAGUUGACAUCAUGGACAGCCAGAAAAUCCAAGCAAGACACUACAAGACCCUCCAAGAAAUAUACAAGUCCAAAAAGCCAAACAAAGCUGCGGUAACUCAUUUGCUGAACAUGGAAUUUGAGUCUCGAAGAUGCUUCAUCACCUCUGAUGUUUUAAAGGAGCAAGACAGAGCAACAAAGAUUCUAGAGGCUUACCCUUGUUUCAGAGAACUGGAUCAUGUGCUGGAUGAGCUGCAGCGAAUCAUCCAACCGACCAACUCCCAGUACAUAUCAGAGAUGCAGAACAGGUGGAAAACCUUCUAUUCAAAGGUCCAGUUUUAUGGAGUGAUGAAGAAGGCCAUGAAGAUUCCUAAAACUUUGAAUGGAGUGGAGCAUAUCACAGCUGUCUUCAGAGCCCUGCCACUGCUCUUUCCGUCCAGCACUUUGCCACCGAAGAAACUGGGCUCAAGCAGCGAGGCUCUUUUCCAUGUCCUAGCGACUUCUGAGGAUCCUAAUGGUUUCUUGCAACAGCGACCCCUGUCUUCUCCGGUUCUGCUAGUUUCUGAGGACAACUACAUGAUCGCAAUUGGAAAAACACCUGUGACCACCUUCACCAUGGACGGACUUAAUGAGGGACUUCUCUACGUCAUGGCAUAUUACUAUGCCCUGCACAUGACCUACCCCAAGUGCAUUUCUACACUACUCUCAGUACUGCAGACAGAGGUACUUCAAGAUUCAAUUCAUGAGCAGGAUUUGACCCCUCACUACAAAAAAGCGAUGGGUGAGUGGAAGUCAUUCAGUGAGUGAGUCCCUUUGUCCAUCACUCUGCCCCACUCUGCCUGUUGUAAGACUUUCAAAGAAAGUUGAUGUUCUGUUUUAAAAAAAAGUUCAUCACAGUUGGACACAUUUGUUGGUGAGAUUGAAAACCUUUCCUGUGGGAUAAUAUGCUGCAAAGCAGCUGCAACAUGUUGUUUAUUGCUGUAGUAUGCUGCUACAAUAACUGAUUUUUUUUUUUAUA